Molecule: messenger RNA, 1510 nt
Organism: Blepharisma stoltei
Lineage: Eukaryota; Ciliophora; Heterotrichea; Heterotrichida; Blepharismidae
Source: the annotation of a GenBank genome assembly
AUGGAUAUUGAAGAAGUCAUAUUCAAGACCCCAAAAUCUUCUAUUGAUCAUGUAUUGGGGAGGAUUGGCUUCGGAAAAUACCAAAUUUUGGUGCUUUGUAUUGUUGGAUCAUUUUUAUUGACAGAUGGAGGAGAAUUGCUUGUGAUAACACUCAUGGCAAGUGUUUUACAAAGAGAAUGAGGGCUUUCAGACACUGAUGUAGAGGUGAUGGGAAGCUUGCUAUUCUGUGGAGGCAUGAUAGGGACCUUGCUGGCUGGUCCGUUAGGAGAUCACUUCGGUAGAAAAAUUAGUUUAAGAGUUGGAGUCACUUGCUUUACUGCUUUAUCACUUUCUUCAGCUUUCAUGCCAAAUUUCUGGAGCUUCGUGGCUGCCAGAAUGUGCUUGGGCAUUUGCCUUGGUGGUAUCGUGCCAAUUGCUACAACACUUCUUACUUCUUUCCAAUAAUUUAAAUUAGUUUUUAGCAUAUUAAACAUUUUUAAACGAUUUUAUUUUAAUUAUUUUUAACCGAAAAUAAUUUUUUUUUGAAAUUUUAAUUAUGAGAGUUAUUGAAACAGGAACGGAAACUUCAAGAGGACUAACAGCUUUAUCAGGGCAGCUACUCUACCAAGUUGGAGUAGCCUAUGUCGUUGUUUUAGCUGUAUUUUUGAUACCAGAUCUAAAGCCAGUCCAUUGGCGCGAACUUUUAUUAAUUUCUAGCAUCCCAGCCUACAUCAGUUCAAUCAUGGUCUGGUUUUUUAUCGAUGAAAGUCCUAGAUUUUUAUCCCUAAAACUCAGAAAUAAAGAAGCAGUUGACGUGCUUAACAGAGUCGCGAGAGUCAACAAAUCUCACCUUUUAGGCCCAGAAGAAGAAGAGAGCAUUUCUCACAUUGAACAAUCCCCAGAAACUCAUUUUUCUGACCGAAUAAAGAAGAUUUUCAGCGGCGCUUAUUUAAGAGUUACCAUACAAUGCUUUUUCUUAUGGUGGUCUGUCGGUUUUCUCUAUUUCGGAGUUGUGUUUAUCCUACCCCGUACCCUUCAAAGUGAAGCCUCUGAUUCUGAGGUCCUUCCUCAGCUUGCAAUUAUGAACUGUAUUGAAGCUCCAGCAGGGAUUCUUCCAAUGUUCAUUAUUGAACAUAAAAGUUUUGGGAGGAAAAAUUCAAUUAUAUUGACUAGUCUGUUUCAAUUUAUUACAGCCAUUAUAUGUUCUCUUCCAAUGGAUGAAGCAUUGUGGGCGGUGUUUGUAACUCUAUUCCAGUUCUGGGGCAUGGUGAUCGGAGAUAUCAUUUGCCCUUAUACAAGUGAAUUGUAUGAAACAAGCAUCAGGACUACAGGAUAUUCCCUAUGCUUUACGUUCACUAAACUGGCUGCCGUUUCAUCACCUUUUAUACUUUUAAGGCUGCAUGAGUCAAAUCCAAUGUACCCUUACUACGCAUUUUCAGUUGUAGGGGCUUUGAGCUUUAUUAAUUGUGCACUUCUACAAAAAGACUCCAAAGGCAAGGUGCUGGACACUAUUGUAGUUGCGGUGAAUUAG